AUUCUUUGCUGCUUUCCCAGAGAAGCCAAAAAAUGAAGCAUUGGGGUCUGGUUUUGUUUGUUUCUCUUUUGUUUCAACUAGGAACUUUUCUUCGGCAUGUCAAAGCUGACGAUGGAUUUGUGAAAACGAAAGGAGUUCAACUAAUGUUGAACGGAAGUCCUUUCUACGCAAAUGGGUUCAAUGCUUAUUGGCUCAUGUACAUGGCCUCUGAUUCAUCUCAGAGAAGCAAAGUCUCCUCUGCAUUUGAACAAGCCAAACAGCACGGCCUCGCCAUAGCCAGAACUUGGGCUUUCAGUGAUGGUGGAGACAGACCUCUUCAGUACUCACCUGCCUCCUACAACGAACUGAUGUUUCAGGGAUUGGAUUUUGUAGUAUCUGAGGCCAAGAGAUAUGGUAUUAAGCUAGUUUUAAGCUUUGCAAAUAACUAUGAUCAAUUCGGAGGGAAGAAACAGUAUGUGAACUGGGCAAGAAAUCAAGGGCAAACCAUCGGCUCUGAUGAUGAUUUCUUUACGAACUCUGUUGUUAAAGAAUACUACAAGAACCAUAUCUAUACUGUUCUUACAAGACGAAACACCCUGACUGGAGUGGCUUACAAAGAUGAACCAACUAUAAUGGCGUGGGAACUUAUGAAUGAGCCCAGGUGCCUCUCGGAUCCAUCAGGAAACACCAUGCAGGCCUGGAUUGCAGAAAUGGCUUCCCAUGUGAAGUCCAUUGAUGGUAACCACUUACUAGAAGCUGGUUUAGAAGGGUUUUAUGGGCCAUCGUCGUCUCAGAAACAGCAGUAUAACCCUAACUUUCAAGUAGGAACUGAUUUCAUUGCAAACAAUCAGAUUCCCGGAAUUGACUUCGCAACAGUUCAUUCUUAUCCUGAUCAAUGGUUACAGAGUUCCAAUGAUGAAAGUCAGAUUGCCUUCUUGAAUACUUGGCUAAACAAUCACAUCCAAGAUGCUCAGAACAUCCUUCAGCAACCAUUGCUUUUUGCCGAGUUUGGAAAAUCUUUGAAAAUUGCAGGUCCUAACCAAAGAGAUGAGCUGUACAACACUGUGUACACAGCAAUUUACUCGUCGGCCAGAGGCAGAGGUGCAGCUGUUGGUGGGCUAUUCUGGCAACUUUUAGCUGAAGGAAUGGACUCUUACGGAGAUGGAUACGAGGUGAUCAUGAGCCAAAGCACCUCAACUGUAAACCUCAUUGCUCAAGAGUCUCGGAAACUUAAUCGGAUUCGGAAGAUGUAUGUGAGGUUGAGGGACAUGGAGAAAUGGAACAAAGCAAGGCAUGUCAGAAGAGCACCAUGGUGGUCUGGAAAUGGUGUCAGUAACACAGGAGGAAAUUGAGAAAGGAAAUGUAUGAUGGUUUUAGAAUAAUUUAAGUAUUUGAAGAUCAAGUAACAAGAUGUACUGCCAGUUUUAUUUUACAUACAGGGUUUAUAACGAGGUGAAUGCUCUUAUAGAAAUGAAUUGUUAUAGCUAAAGAUUAAUAGAUCCUGCAAUUAUGUACUAGUCUGAUGAUCCAGCUUAUGUUGUGCUGUAAGCUCGAGUAUUUGCUACUGAAUGAAUCCAAGAAGAGAGAAUCAUAAAU
Hibiscus syriacus is the source of this 1575-nucleotide messenger RNA. RefSeq names its product mannan endo-1,4-beta-mannosidase 7-like. The coding region runs from base 33 to 1331 and encodes 432 amino acids. Lineage: Eukaryota; Viridiplantae; Streptophyta; Magnoliopsida; Malvales; Malvaceae. The record is from RefSeq and is a predicted model, not a curated record. The transcript is spliced from 5 exons. Gene Ontology annotation, molecular function: hydrolase activity, hydrolyzing O-glycosyl compounds.